Messenger RNA from Fibroporia radiculosa, 492 nucleotides. RefSeq lists its product as uncharacterized. Gene Ontology annotation, cellular component: mitochondrion. Lineage: Eukaryota; Fungi; Basidiomycota; Agaricomycetes; Polyporales; Fibroporiaceae. Gene Ontology annotation, biological process: intrinsic apoptotic signaling pathway. The record is from RefSeq and is a predicted model, not a curated record. Bases 1 to 492 code for a protein of 163 amino acids. The transcript is spliced from 2 exons.
AUGACAGCGCGAGCAAUUCCUCAUAUACGGCGUAUUCACGCCUCUGCUAUUCGUUUUCAUCUUGUGGGACCGCCAGAUACUGUAUCCAAUAUUCGUCCUGUUGUCUAUGACGAUGACCUCCCCAACCAACGUGCCGAUUUGACUCACCCGUACUCCCUCAGGGAGUUCAAGGGAGACACGCGCGAAUACCAAUGGAAGAUGCAGCGACAACAGCUGGAUGCAUACAAUCAUACUUUUUGGUCUAAUAGCAACUCGCGUUUUGAGGCAGCUAAGAAUGCCUUGCUCGAGAGCUUGCCCGAUUCGUGCACGGAGGAAGACCGUGAAUUUGCACUGUCCGAAUUCUACAGACGUUGGAUAGUACAGGAGACGGCGCGACAGCAGGAGUACGAUGCAGAGUGGAGGAAGCAAAACUGGUCAAGCUUGCUGCUUGCCAUACGCCUGUCUUACGAAAAGAGCAUGGCGCGGAUAUCCCGCUUAUUUUCGUCAAGCUAA